AUGGAAGAUCCAGACUUCGGAUUUUACAUCUACUGCAAAGUAGACGACACCAAGUUAUACUUGUGCGCAGACUCGACAGACGAGAGCAAGGUUUGUCUUGUCACCAGCGUUCCUUAUCCCAACGCUUACGCUCGAUUCUACGUGGAGUUUCCGAGUACCCGCCGUUUGGCACCCGUUUCUCGUUGGGAAAAGGAUUCGUUGCACGUGUUGAGAAAGACUGCGUACAUGAAACGACGUCAGUAUCUUGUCAUUGAUGCACAGACUAGACAGCUGUCGUUUACCUCUGGAGAAGAACUUGAUCGUAGUCAGAGAACCUACAGGCGUCAGAAAGUGGCCGAGGCUAUUAGAAAAAACGAGCUUUCAGCAGAGACCAGAGACGUGUCAUUGUUCAGAUCUGCCAUUCCCAGAUUGACAGAUAAACAAGUUUCGCCUGCACCAAAUAGCAGCGAUGAAGAUGCUAAACUGAAGAAAAAAAAGUUGCACGUUAAACACCUGAAACGAAUGAGAGAGUUGGCAGCAGUAAAGAGGCGAGUUCAAGACAAGGUGUGCCCGGACUGGAGACAGAAGGCAGUUAAAGAAGGCUUCUUAAUUAGCGAUUCAGGAGAAGAGUCGAGUGAUGCAGGGGCCAACUGCAGUGAAUUAGCUGACAAAGACAAUCAAAUGUCAGAGUAUGAAGCAGAAUAUGACGAUUCUGAUGUAAUUCCUGCAACACCAGAACAUAGUGCAAAUUAUGAGCAUAAAUCAGAUGUACCGGUAGCUGUGACAUCUCCAAAACAUAGACAAGAUGAUGAGGUCGAUGAUAUGUUCGAAGAUCUAUUGCCUCUUGCAGCCAGCUUUAACGCUUUUCCAUCUACACAGAAUCAAGGUUUGACAGAAUUGACGACUGUACAUGUAAGGAGCAAAAAAAGGAAAACCUUGUCAUUGAAAGAAUCCAGCUGCAGGGGAAGAGACCAGUGCAUAAAGGUUCUGCAAGAAUUGACAUGUAAUGACUUUGUUGAGGACACAUGCACAGAAAAUUACUCUCACUUAGAAGAGCCAAGCCAAAGCAUUUUGCAGUGGAGAGUAAUAUUAGAGACACAUGAUAAUGACACUUACGAGUAUUAG
Messenger RNA from Corticium candelabrum, 1104 nucleotides. RefSeq lists its product as uncharacterized. Bases 1 to 1104 code for a protein of 367 amino acids. Lineage: Eukaryota; Metazoa; Porifera; Homoscleromorpha; Homosclerophorida; Plakinidae. The transcript has 8 exons. The record is from RefSeq and is a predicted model, not a curated record.